Dibothriocephalus latus is the source of this 1131-nucleotide messenger RNA. NCBI's taxonomy places the organism in Eukaryota, Metazoa, Platyhelminthes, Cestoda, Diphyllobothriidea, Diphyllobothriidae. The record is from the annotation of a GenBank genome assembly.
AUGAAGGCCUGUGACGGGAUGCCGUAAAAAGUCUUUGAGGAUUUAGUCAAGGCGGGAAAGCUGGUGCCGAAACCUGAUAGGCCUGCCAACCCGGUUCCGAUGGACUACGCUUGGGCUAAGGAACUCGGACUGGUACGACGCACAGCCGGCUUUACCUCGACCAUCUGCGAUGAUCGGGGUCAAGAACUGCUCUACGCUGGUAUGCCUGUAAGCCGUGUUCUCGAGGAGGGUCUGGGCAUCGGUGGAGUCCUGGGUCUUCUCUGGUUCAAACGCAGGUUGCCCUCCUUCGCAGCCCAGUUCCUUGAGCGCUGCAUCAUUAUAGUCGCUGAUCACGGACCUGCCGUCUCCGGAGCCCACAACACCAUCGUGGCGGCCCGCGCCAACAAGGACCUCGUCUCCUCACUCACCUCAGGCCUACUCACCAUCGGUGACCGUUUUGGUGGUGCCUUGGACGCCGCAGCUCGUGACUUCUCCACUGCCUUCGACAAGGGUCUCACUCCGACGCAAUUUGUGGAGUCUAUGAAGGCGGAGGGCCGUUUCAUCAUGGGUAUUGGUCACCGAGUCAAAUCGGUCAGUAAUCCGGACACACGGGUACGCCUUCUGGCCGACUUUGCUCACGCCAACUUCCCUGCAACGCCCCUGAUGGAUUACGCCUUCGAGGUUGAAAAGAUUACAACUGCGAAGCGACCCACCCUGAUCCUCAAUGUCGAUGGUCUCAUUGGCGUCGCGAUGGUUGAUUUGCUCCGUCAUUGUGGAGCCUUCACUCGACAGGAGGCCGACGAGUACGUAGCGCUGGGCACCCUUAACGGCCUCUUUGUGCUGGCUCGCAGUAUCGGCUUCAUUGGUAUGUCUAUUUCUCCACAUAUUAUUCAUGCUGAGCUCCUCUGUGGUCUCCAUUGCCCAUUUUGUUGCGAAACCGCGUUUCUUCCGACCUCUGUUCUAUGCUUGCUUCUUCCUAUCCCGAUUUUGACUACUCUGCCACUCUUCGGUCUCCUUUACCCGUUUGCCCCUCCAUUCCCGUCCUCAGGUCAUUACCUGGACCAACGCCGCCUGCAUCAGAGCCUCUAUCGCCACCCCUGGGAUGAUAUCUCCUAUAAGUUGCCGAAGAUGUCUGAUCUGGACGAUGCCUAG